Drosophila obscura is the source of this 2169-nucleotide messenger RNA. It is a transcript of the gene ND-51L1, whose product is annotated as NADH dehydrogenase [ubiquinone] flavoprotein 1, mitochondrial. The record is from RefSeq and is a predicted model, not a curated record. Gene Ontology annotation, biological process: mitochondrial electron transport, NADH to ubiquinone. Lineage: Eukaryota; Metazoa; Arthropoda; Insecta; Diptera; Drosophilidae. Gene Ontology annotation, molecular function: 4 iron, 4 sulfur cluster binding; NADH dehydrogenase (ubiquinone) activity; FMN binding.
CUAGGCACAGUAAGCCUUGCCUUAUGCUUAUCAAAAUACUUAUAGUUAAUACCCGCCCGACCCACAAGUCGGAACAAAUCGGUACAGAUAAUAGCAUCUGGAAAAUGAUAUCCUUACAGCUGCUGCGGCAGCAGCUGUUAAAAAAUUACAAGAUUUCUCUGAUCAGAGCACUUGCGGAUGGAAAGGGGUCGUCCCACGUUGGCAAGAAUCCCAGCAAAAAGCCACAGGAAAGUGACGAGAAUUUGCAGCAACGAAAGGCACCGAAAUUUCCAUUCGACAAGAUCCCACCAACGCCAUUAAAAUUCCCCGUUGAGGAAGAGAAGGAGGAGCACCAAGCGAACCGCUUGCUCGAAAUGUUUAAGAAGCGCCAGGGAAAACUAAAGAAAGAUCUGAUCGUCAAUGAUACGAAGAAGAUAUACGAGUUGAGCAGAUUGAAGCCCCUCGCUCACUUCCCAGUGGAGUCGCCAAAGAGUUCCGCAGGCCCGUCCACAUUUCCCGUCAACCAAAUGCUGCUGGAGACCGAAGACGAUCGACUGGAGGAGGUGCUUCAUGAGGCUGGCAAGAAGGUUGAGAGGGAGACGCGCGGACGCCUGGCUCGGAAUUGGCCUCCGGUGGCACAAAAAGCAAAGGGUCCAGCAGGUCCACCUCCUCCUCCUCCUCUGCCUGCUGCAGCCAAAGGAGGACCCUCGAAAAGAGCACCUCCCCGCAAGGCAGGACCUCUGCCACCCAGUAAACCGCCCCCGGGCACACCCCCGCCACAAACAAAGAAAACAUUUGGCCCGCUGGCCGAUGCCGAUCGCAUCUUUACCAAUCUUUACGGCCGCCACGACUGGCGCUUGAAGGCCGCCAUGAAGCGCGGCGACUGGUACAAAACCAAGCAGAUCCUGGAGAAGGGUCAUCUGUGGAUCAUCAACGAGAUGAAGACCUCGGGGCUGCGCGGCCGCGGAGGUGCCGGCUUCCCGAGCGGUCUCAAGUGGUCGUUCAUGAACAAGCCACCCGAUGGAAGGCCCAAGUUUCUUCUGGUCAAUGCCGAUGAGGGGGAGCCGGGCACCUGCAAGGAUCGCGAGAUCCUGCGCCACGAUCCGCACAAGCUGGUGGAGGGCUGCCUGAUAGCGGGCCGUGCGAUGGGCGCCAACACCGGAUACAUCUACAUCCGAGGAGAGUUCUACAACGAGGCGUGCAACCUGCAGUACGCCAUCCUGGAGGCCUACAAGGCGGGCUACCUCGGCCCCAAUGCCUGCGGCUCCGGCUUCGAGUUCGAUCUGUAUGUGCAGCGGGGUGCGGGCGCUUACGUGUGCGGCGAGGAGACCUCCUUGAUCGAAUCCCUGGAGGGGAAGGCGGGAAAGCCGCGCAACAAGCCCCCCUUCCCGGCGGACAUCGGAGCCUUUGGCUGCCCCUCGACGGUCACCAAUGUGGAGACGGUGGCGGUGGCCCCCACCAUCUGUCGCCGCGGCGGCAAGUGGUUCGCCAGCUUCGGACGCACCCGCAACUCGGGCACGAAGCUCUUCAAUAUCUCUGGCCACGUGGAGCGGCCCUGCACCGUCGAGGAGGAGCUGUCGAUGCCCACCCGCGAGAUCAUUGAACGGCAUGCGGGCGGCGUCAUCGGUGGAUGGGACAAUCUGCUGGCCAUUAUUCCGGGCGGCUCGUCCACUCCAUGCAUUCCCAAGGAGGACGCCAGCAAGGCCAUCCACGACUACGACGGACUCAUGGCCGUGCGCUCCUCCUUGGGCACCGGCGCCAUCAUCGUGAUGAACAAGCAGACGGACAUCAUCAAGGCCAUCGCCCGCCUGGCCGCCUUCUACAAGCACGAGAGCUGCGGCCAGUGCACCCCCUGCCGCGAGGGCCUCCACUGGGUGAACCUCAUCAUGCAGCGCUUCGUCACCGGACAGGCCCGAGUCGGGGAGAUCGACAUGCUCUUUGAGAUCACCAAGCAGAUUGAGGGCCACACCAUUUGCGCCCUGGGCGACGGAGCCUCCUGGCCGCCCCAGGGCCUCAUCCGUCACUUCCGUCCGCUCAUCGAGGAGCGCAUCAAGGAGCGUGCAGCCUGCGAUGCAGCAGCAGCAGCAGCCGCUUCCUAAUUGUCACCGCUUUCAUUAUUCCAUUAUUGCCGGAGUGUUUUUGUUUUGUUUCUUUUGUUUUAUAAUAAUCCAAUAAACAAGAGAUGACACA